Mytilus californianus (California mussel) is the source of this 5313-nucleotide messenger RNA. RefSeq lists its product as uncharacterized. The coding region runs from base 860 to 2191 and encodes 443 amino acids. The transcript has 4 exons. The record is from RefSeq and is a predicted model, not a curated record. Gene Ontology annotation, molecular function: protein binding. NCBI's taxonomy places the organism in Eukaryota, Metazoa, Mollusca, Bivalvia, Mytilida, Mytilidae. Gene Ontology annotation, biological process: intracellular signal transduction.
GAGCACCCCCUGACAACAUUAUACACAUGAUAUGAAAGAAUGAACAUUUAUAUAUGAAAUCUUGAAACUAACCGUAUAAUUAAGGUCCCAGACGAAAUUCGACAUUUGUGAGUCUCCUUAAAUUCAAUGCCAAUUAUUCGUCUGUAUGUUAUUCAAGUCCAAAUUCAUUAAAUGGGUUUGUUCACCCUCGGAGUGCUCGCAUAGUUGUAUAAUAAUUAAUGACAUCUUGAAAGUUGAAGGGCUAUUUUUAAUUUUUUGCUAGUUACCUUCCUUCAUAGAACGUCAUAAUUAUUUAGACUUGUGUUUGUUUCCCCUUGUGACGGUAGUCAACACUUUCCUGUUACACCCCUAUUAAAGAAAUAUUAAUGGUAGUUGGGUUAAUAUACACCUAUGCAGAAUAUUUAUAUUUGAUUAAUCUCAAUUACCCACUGGACGUUAAGCAACCAACAAUCAAUCAAUCAAUAUACUCAAUUACAUAUAUCUCAAAAUUCAUGAACAAAACAUGAAAAUAAUUUUAAAUUAAUUGCUUUUUAAUUGUUUUUUAGCAAUGAUUGGCUUCAUUGUUACAUUUGUUUUUACAGAGACAUAUAAUACAAAUGUCUCUGGUUUUUAGUAAGAAUUAAUUUUAAUGACUUGGUUGUAAGUUGGAAUCCUGAUUAAUUAAGAUAUCCUUUAUCUCACUGAUUGUUGUAUUAAUUGUCUAUGGUGGUUUUAUCAUGAAAUAAAAAUUAAAAAUUAAACUAGUCCACUUGGAAUAUUAAGUAAUAAACAAUGCAUGUAUGGAUUGGUCUUAAGUCGUUUUUAUACGUUGUAUUCCUGAAGACUACAGUGCUAAUCAAAGGAAAAAAUUAUCUGAAAAAUGGGGGUCUCUAUGUCAGGACCAAGUGGUUGUACCAUUAAAAAUGGAAAUGGUGUGUUAAAAUGUGUACCUUUUACCAAAUAUAAACCAUUUCCAUCUUGUAAGAAAAAAAGUGCAGGUGAACUAAUUAUAGCAUUCAAAGCACUACCAACUGCAACUCAUACAGGAAGUGACAAUUACUGGUGGAUAAAUUGUCAGUUUGUACCUAAUGAUGACACCACUCUGAUGGUGACUAGUAGUGUGUAUAUUCUACGAGGUGGUAUGUCUAAUGUCCAGGUUAGAAACAUUCCAGCAGGAAAAGUAUGCAAAUUUUCCCUUGAAUCUAAUGGAAUAAGAUGUGAACUUGUUAAAACAACAGGAAGUGGAACAUGGCCUAAGUUACAGGUACAUCCAGACUCAUUUUAUAUCUGUUAUUUAGAUAUCCAUCAAGUUAAGUUCUUCCAUUCUAUCACAGAUUCUGGUAUCUCUAGUAAGGCACUAGACCCUCAUUUCAGACAGUAUCGUUCCUUUGCUCUGUCACCGAAUGGAAAACAAAUGUGUAUAUUGGCUCGUAAUGGAAAGACAGAUUAUGACCUUGUAAUAUAUGGUGUUAAUGUGUAUUCACAUCCUGACUGUACGAUACAGUGUAGUAAGAUCAAUAAAGAUUUCCGUGGAACACCUACAAGAACAGACCUUGUGGAUUGUAAAUGGUCAAUGGAUAGUCGUAAAGUUGCCAUUAGUAUAUCAACAGGUUAUGUGAUGAUAAUAGAUAUCACAUCAAAGGAUAUUGUGUGCAACAUAUUCCCAGAUAUUUUGGAUGACUGUAGUUUGAGUAGUGUCUCAGCUUUUGAUUUUGAUCCUCGAUCUUGUUGCCAGAUAAUGGCAGUUGGGACUUCAGAUGGAUACCUACAUAUUGUCAACAUUGAAGACAAAGACAUCAUAUGCAAAUCAGACUGUUAUAAACAGGACAGCAUUGAUGUUGUUAUGUACACUCCUGAAGGCAACAUAUUGGUUAUUGCCUUGCACAGCUUCUCACUACAUCUAUAUAACUCUUAUACCUGCGACUUGGUGUAUACAAUUAACAUGAUAGAUUCAUGUCCAGAACUGGAUUCUAUUCUGUCAUCUGGAAAUUACCCAUUUAUUACUUCCAUGGACAUUACACGAUCUGGAGAACAGCUAGCUACAUGUUGUUCUGAUGGGUAUAUCCGAGUUUGGCAGCUGCCACCUAAGUUGAACCUUAAGUUUAUAUGUAAAUUAAGAAUAUUGAGUUUAGUUUUUCAGGGUGACAUUAAGCAUCUUCCACUACCUCAUGCCCUAAAGGAUUAUUUGUUACCAUUUCCUAUGUCUUCUUAAUUGGUAGUCAGAUAAAUUUUAAUGAUGUAAUAACUUCAGAUCUUGAGUUCUGAGUUUUGGCAGAGUGUAGAAAGUAGAAAUCAAUUCCACUGAUAGUUUUGUUUGUUGUUGUUGUUGUGAUCAAUUGUGCAAUCGUCUUCAUGAUGACCAUAAGUUUACAGGGUAUUUAUAUAUUUGUUUAUACAGAAUAGCAAUGAAAGCAGUUUUAGUAAGAUGACAUUACCAGUUGUAUGCAAUUUAUUAAUUACUCUAGCGUAAUAUAGCGUGAUAUGUAAUGAAACCUGUUUAAGUCUAUAUUUCUUUACCUUGCAGUAAGAUAUGAAUUGUAGAGUUCAUCAUUGAAGAAUUUCGAGCAACAGUCAUGAUGGAGAAUAGCAACAAAAGCAUAUUUUCUUGAUAAUUGGUUAUUUCCCAGUAUUUCAUGAAAGUUUUGUCUCAUCUGCACCCAAACCAUGUUGCUUAACUCACAAAUUUCUGAAAUUAAUUAUUUUAAGAUGUCUUAUACUUGUUACUGUAGUUUUAGAAAUUUUCUUGGUUCAGGUAUUCUACACAUAUCCAAAGGGAUUUUUGUCUUUUAUAUGAUGAUCAUAUGUGUUCAAAGUAUCUAUAUAAUAAUGUAUACAUGAUACUAUACAAUUCAGAAUAUCUAUUUAUAUUUAUUUUCUUGAUAAAGCUGAUAUUUUUCAUGUUUGUGACUUUUUUGAUAUUCUCUAUUGUAAUAUUUUUAAGAUGUAUAUCGUUGUUUAUCUUUUUUCGUGUAUUUGAAGGUUUUACAUAAGUUAAUGUAUAUUAUGUCUGUGAUAUAUUUAAACCUAUGCUUACUGAAGAUUGGGAAAUAUAGUGAUUGUUGUGUACUGCCAGUUUGUCGGUGUUCCCUUGUUCCUUCAUGAUUUCAUCUGUCUGCACUUUGUAUCAGGAUGUCUCUUAGACCACUGGUUCAAUAUCGGUAGACUUUCAGUGAAUCAUAUGCACCUAAUGUCACCAUUUACCUCAUAGCUUAUCUUUUGAUUCAAAUAAUGUUGGGGUUUUCCAUAGCAAAACAUGAUUUUUUUCAUAUCUACAGAAGGGCAUGGGCAUCUUCUAUCCACAACUUGUCCUAAAUCAUAGCUUGAUUUCAAUGAAAAUUCCACAGAAUUUUAUUGAUUUCCUAAAAGAAUUGAUACUAUCAACGCUAAUGGCUGCCAAUGUUUCUAAAAUUAGUAAAUUAUGGAAAAAUAAUUGGAAAAAAUCUUGUAAAGCACCAAUAACAACCAAACAUUGGUUGAAUGGUAUAUUUAUGAAUCUCUGUGAGAAGUAUGGUGAAUAAUCAAUAACUAUAACCACGAUCAAACAUUGCUCCCACCAGUUAUAAACAUAGAAAAUUUGAAGAUUACAUGUACCUUCUACCAUGUUCAAGAAUUAAGGUGGACGACCUUAUAACAUUGAAAAUUUGAAGAUUACAUGUACCUUCUCCUUCAAGAAUUAAGGUGGACGACCUUAUAACAUAGAAAAUUUGAAGAUUACAUGUACCUUCUCCUUCAAGAAUUAAGGUGGACGACCUUAUAACAUAGAAAAUUUGAAGAUUACAUGUACCUUCUCCUUCAAGAAUUAAGGUGGACGACCUUAUAACAUAGAAAAUUUGAAGAUAACAUGUACCUUCUCCUUCAAGAAUUAAGGUGGACGACCUUAUAACAUAGAAAAUUUGAAGAUUACAUGUACCUUCUCCUUCAAAAAUUAAGGUGGACGACCUUAUAACAUAGAAAAUUUGAAGAUUACAUGUACCUUCUACCAUGUUCAAGAAUUAAGGUGGACGACCUUAUAACAUAGAAAAUUUGAAGAUUACAUGUACCUUCUACCAUGUUCAAGAAUUAAGGUGGACGACCUUAUAACAUAGAAAAUUUGAAGAUUACAUGUACCUUCUCCUUCAAGAAUUAAGGUGGACGACCUUAUAACAUAGAAAAUUUGAAGAUUACAUGUACCUUCUCCUUCAAGAAUUAAGGUGGACGACCUUAUAACAUAGAAAAUUUGAAGAAAAGUAAUCAGCUAAUAUAACAAAAAAACAGUAGCUACAAAACUUUGAUUACAUGUACCUUCUCCUUCGAGAAUUAUGUAUCAUUCAAUUAUCACAAAUUGGAUCUGUGAUUCAUCCCAAUAUGAUAUUCUAUGUUGUUGCAAUUCCAGAUGAGCUUACAAGCCUCUCUAACAUGUCUAAGACACUUCUGUUAGUUCAUAUGUUGUAUGAUAAAGCAGUAACUGUUCCACUGAAUCGAAUGGAAUUUUACAAUGCCUUCAAAUCCUAUGAAAUCACUUAUUUUAUAUAUUCUGACAAUUUUCUAAUUUAUUAUUCUGGAAGUGUGGGACUUUAAUCAUAGACAACUAGAAGUGUGGAACUUAAAUCAUUUGUUGUGAUAAAACAGGUUUCUUUAACAAAUUUUCACGAAAUGUUAACACAGUAAUCAGAUCCAUGAAUGCAAACUCUCUUUCAAUCUUGAUAACUGGAUUAGUAAUUGUAAUUUUAAAGUUAUUGGACUUUAUUCGUUAAAAAGGAAUUAUUGUAUUCUGCAAAGUCCUGCUUUCUCGCAAUCCCUAGUCCCAAUAAGUUUUACAAUUUUAUAACCAACAGAAGUUACCUCCCUUUAAAAUUUUGACUAUUUUCAGUAUAUGUUCUAAAGUAUUGAUUUUGUUAUGAAGGAAAAAAAGGUACUGUAGAUUCAGACAUUAUUGGUGCAUUUAUUAUUGCGAUUUAUAGAGAAUAUUGCAAUUUCAGGAAAUUCUUCAUACAGAUAUAUAUAUAUGUAUCAGUUCUUAUUAUUGUGAUACUCAACCAUGCAGUCAUAUUAUUCACAUUAAUAAAAACCUGGCAAUUAUUUCUGAAUUGACAGUAUCAGAAUUACAGGUGUAUCAUACUCAAACGGUGUAAGUUGUAACUAUUUUGUUCUACUGUGAUACAUAUCUCCGACCAAUAGAUAAAUGUACUGGUACUGCAUUUAACAUAUUUACUGUGAUGGAUGUUUCUAUGAUUGUAUUGAUUUUUACAAAAGAUUUUCAUGCAUGAAGUUUAUGCUUAUACAGUAAUUGUGUUUAAGAUUAUGAUAAUUAUUCAAUCUUUUAGCAAUAAAAAAGGGUUUGUUUCUGUUUAAAAA